GAAAAAUCCAUGAAGAUAAAUUCUGUCCCAGGAGGCGCUGCGUUGUCCCAUGACGUCAUGGUAUGCUAAUUACCCAGAGUGCCAUGUUUAUAUUUUGAUUCAGUCCGGCAGACUUGCGAGCACAUAUUCCCGGGAUAAGGAAGUCCAGGAUACUGCGUGUACAAAUCAAACAAUCCAUCAGCUGACAUGGGUGUCUUCACUAUACCUGGGCAGUAGGGGCUCAUUGCAGGCCGCACCUGUCUCUGACUACUUACAACCUAUGUUCUUAUUGGCUAUAGCCAACCAAUAUUCGUAAAUUAUUACCAGUCAAAGUCUUCUUUAGUCUCUCCUGAUUUUGACGGUCUGAGUGACUUGUAAAUUGAUGCACUCAUAUGCUAGAGAUCUUAUUCAGAAGUCUUAGCCAAUCAGAAACAUCCAAACUUGACAUCAUCUUACCCCAUCCUGCACAUCCCUCAACCAAUCAGUGGCCAGAAUGGGAGGGGCAGUGAGUGCAGGGGAAGACAAUGAAGAGCUGGUCGACAAUCUAAAGGAGGCAGACUACAUCAAAACCAAGAAGGUUGAAGAGGUCUUUCGGGCAAUCGACCGAGGGGACUACUACUUAGAAGAACACAGAGAUAAUGCGUACAAGGACUUGGCAUGGAAACAUGGGAACAUACACUUAUCUGCACCAUGUAUAUACUCGGAGGUCAUGGAAUCACUGAAGUUAAAGCCCAACCUCUCCUUUCUGAACCUGGGGUGUGGAACUGGCUACCUCAGUACCAUGGUGGGAUUGAUACUGGGCCCAUUUGGCAUCAACCACGGGGUGGAGAUCCACCAGGAUGUGGUGGAGUAUGCCAAGCAGAAGCUGUCCUGGUUCAUGAAGAACGCUGAGGUGUUUGAUGACUACGAGUUCUGUGAGCCCAGAUUUGUUAUUGGCAACUGCCUUCUGCUUCCCUCUGGAUGUAAGACAUACGACCGUGUGUACUGUGGAGCUGCCUGCCCACCAGAACAUGAGAACUACAUGAAGAACCUGCUGAAGAUAGGGGGAAUCCUCGUCAUGCCAUUUGAGGACCAAUUACAGCAAAUCACACGCACAGGACAGAACAGCUGGGAGACCAAGAACAUCCUGCCAGUAUCUUUUGCACCGUUGGUUCUGCCACAGAAAUCAGAUGCACCCCAAGUGGAGCUACCUGACUGCUCCUGCCGCACACUCCAAGACUUGUGUCGCAUCUCCAUUCGGCGAAUCCUCCGCGCUAACGUCAAGGCGGAAAAGCUGAAGGAGGGCAUGUCCUCGACCCGCCCCAAGCGAAAACGUAAGCGUCGGAACAGGUACCACCGCCGUAACCACGUGAGGGACCACGAGUCGGACGGUCCUCCCAACCAUGUCAGAAAGGAAGACAGUGAAGAGAGUGAGAAGGAGAUGGAGGAGGAGGCGGAGAAACCCAGGAGGAAUCCGCUUCGGGAGAGGAUCGAACUCUUACCCCUUCCUCCUGCGCUAAAACAGUACCUAAUGUACUAUAGAACCAAGUAAACGUAAGCACUGACCUUAGACUUAAGUAUAUUUAUAUAUCUGAUGUUAGACAAGAAACAGCUAUCAUAGUGUAUUUACGCAUCAUUUUUUCUGUUCCAUUACUUAUCCUGAGUAAAAAGCUCUUUAUUCUGUCCUUUAGCAUAUAAGACUUUAGCUUUGAUACUAUCCAAUCAGUAGACUGCAUCCUUGCAGAAAUUAGUUAUCACAGAUCAUGUUAAUCCAAUGAUAUUUUUAGCAACUCUGUUCAAUAUCUUGUUUUCCCAAAUCAUCUUAGCUGUAAAUACUAAGCUUAGCUUAUAAUUAGUUGCAAAAUAUUAAGAGUAGGCAUGGAAACUGUUGUCCAGGGGAAGGAACACUUGCUUUAAACCCUUCCGAAGUUUUGGCUGAAAGUAUCACACCAUAAGAGAGCACUAUAGGUAUCUUGUAAUGUUAAAAAAACACAACUAGAAAACCUCAGGGGUGGAAAAUAGCAGCAAAAAGGUGAUAUCAGAAGAACACAAAGCACAACUGUUACAAAGAAUGCUUGAAAGUUCCUGACUAUAUUUGUGACUGUCCAUAUAAAAUACUAGGCUGUGAGUGAACAGUCUUACUCGAGACGGUUGCUCCAUUGCUUACAUUGUUUACCAGUACUGGUAGUACCUGGUGAAGCUUGUAAAUUGUACAAACAUGUAUUGAAUGCUUAUGUCACCAAAAUUCAACAUUGAUUACUUUCCGUCAUUACAACAUUACUCAAUGAACACGGCUGUUUGUACAAAAUAAACACCCUUCUGAUGCAAUUGAAUAUUUAAUGUACGAAAUCAUACAUCCAUACAUACUUCCUCUCAUAAUCAAGUUUAUUUCUGCCGGUGAUGUCAUAGUAAACACGCCACAUGUUCAACCUUUUUUCGCCAGCAGUGAUAUUAAGUUCUGAAGUGGCUGCCGGUGAUAGCAUCACGGUUGGAACAAGAAGUAUGAUUUGCGAGGUUAGAUGGUCAAUAACAUGGGUGUAUAUUUUGUACAAAGAUCUGCGUCUAUGGAAAAAUACUUAUGAUGGUUGCCUUUCACCAGGAACUGUUGUAUUUUAGUGUCUGACUGACUCAUUGGUGACAUACAUGUAAACACUUGAAGCCUGUGCACCAAUACCUGAGUGAUGUUCUCAUUACCAAGUCCUGCGUAUCUCAUGAGAGGUGCCUUAACACCAACUGUAUGUAGAUCACAUUCACAUCUGAAGUAUGAUUUACAACAUCAACACUACUGGUUUCUGUCAAGAGCAGAGCUUGCAUGUACUUCAAUAUUACUGUGGUGUACAUGUUACGCACAUGUAGUUUAUCACAUUCAAGAGGAUAUAUUGUUAACAGUGCUUACACGCACUAUCAAUGAACAGUCAAGUACUAGUAACACUCUGGUGUAUUAAAUUUUAGUCACUAAUUUAGGACAGUCUGGCAAUGAUUACUUGUAAUUUUUGCAAAUUGUGCAAAUCAUUGUCUCUUUCAAUUUAUCCUCAAGGUCACAAUCAUGCAUGCUGCUAGCUAAUGCUGUGUUAUAUCUUCUUAAAAUAUCAUAUUUAGAGCUUUCCAAGGCUGUUAACAUUCCACACUAUUACUACCCUUGUUUUGUGAUGCAAUAAUUAUCCAAGUGUUGAGCCCUGAUGUUUGAUGUAUGUUUGUUAUGAAAAUAUUGCAGUGAUGUUUCUGUGUUCUCAAUGAACACUUGAACUUGUUGCCUUUUGAAUAGUCAUGUUUGGUUGAAACUUGAAAAGCUUCAUUUAGCUUAAAAAUUGAUAGGUUACAAAGGACACAUUUUCUUUUGAAAUACAUUUGUAUCUGUAACGUGAAAGAGUUAGUAGUAUUUUUUCGAGUUUUGUUUGCUGUUGUUUUUGAGUUUUUGUUAGGUAAACAUAAAAUUGUCCAUGUGUUAUAGUAUCUUCUCGCUCAACUUUGACUGCACCAAAUCAAACCACUGGUAUGACUAUGGUGGUUCAAACACAAGUGAUCUAUAAAGGCUACCCCACCAGACCUUUCUGUUUGGGGUAGGCUCAUGCACAUACCAAGAUUCAGCUGAAAUGGUAGUUUUGUAGAAAGUGCAAAAGUGUAGGUGGAAUAUUGUAUUGAGUUUGAGUCAUGGCUUCAUGUGUAAACUGCAGUGAUGGGAGCAAAAUUCUAAGGCUGAACUCCAAUCAUUAUGAUGAUGUCGAAUGUUUGAUGGUAAAAUGACAACUGGGAUUGAUAUGUUGUCUCUGCGUGGCUCUGAGUUCAUCCCAUUGCACAACAGUAUGUGCAUGUGCUCAGAGUCUGAACUAUUGCAUUUAGGUGUCUAGAUAUAUGCCAAAUGUUGGGGAGAAGUCUACAGGAGUUAUAUUACUGUAGGUGUUUGUUGCGAUGUAUGCUACCACCAAGGAACUUGUAUCUGAUACAGAGACUGUAAGACUUUGCAAGUUAAGUAUAACUAGUUCUUGUAGAAAUGUCGUGAUCAAAGCAUGACAGAAACAUUGUACUAUGAUGGUGUGCUGCCAAUGUUUGUGGUAAUUCAGAGAAGUCCUAGAUAUACAAGGAGUUCAUUGGAUAGAGAGAUUGCUGUACAUGUACAUACAUAGCCAAACAUGUAUUAAAGAAUGCUGGUCAUUGUUUUCAGCAUGUAUUUAUAGCAGUUCUGUACCUGUAAAACUUUGCAAAACAAAGCAAGUAGUGGAGCAAAAUAAUAUAAACCAAGAUUGUUGUA
Molecule: messenger RNA, 4207 nt
Organism: Branchiostoma floridae (Florida lancelet)
Lineage: Eukaryota; Metazoa; Chordata; Leptocardii; Amphioxiformes; Branchiostomatidae
Product: protein-L-isoaspartate O-methyltransferase domain-containing protein 1-like
Exons: 6
Coding region: 473-1510 (345 amino acids)
Biological process (GO): protein modification process
Cellular component (GO): cytoplasm
Molecular function (GO): protein-L-isoaspartate (D-aspartate) O-methyltransferase activity
Source: RefSeq, a predicted model, not a curated record